UUCUAGAAACCAUAUGUCGCAGAGUUGAUAGCAUCAACUAUGAACCAAAGUUUGCUGAUAAAACUGUUCUAAAUGCUUUGAGGAAACACUGUGAAAAAAAAAAAAAAAAAAAAAAUCUGUUCUAAAUGGUUCCCAAAAUCUCAGCCAAUUUGAACCGCUAAAAAAACCCCUCCAUGAUUUUCCAUUCUACGGGACCCAAUCCGACGACCCUUCGAAAUGAUUUUCUUGUUCCUUUCUUCGUCCAACUGACACAUGUUCUUAGCUCCUCCGUCAUUCUCUUUUUUUGAUAGGUAUAGCUCCUCCAUCAUUCUCAUCAGCCUCACUAGCUUUCUCUUCUAUUACACAUAGAUUUCGAUCAUUGUCCACUUGAGGGAAUCUUGUACUACUCUCAGUUUCCAAAAUCCGCAACUGGGUUUUGUUCCUCUCUCAGUUUCCUCAACUGGGUCUGCCUCAUUUUCCACUAAAUCAUCACUAGCUCGUUGCUGAUCGCAAGAACUUUAGCUAGUUUUCUCAGAGGCAAAACGUUGAACAGUUGAAUGGCAUCUGCUGGGUCACUUCCUUUCACCAUUGAGACGAAGUCUGAGAGCCCUGUGCUUCUUCACAGUGUAAAUCAUAGCCGACCUAGGUUCUCUUUCUUCGUGUACCGCCCCAGAAAGCCGCUUGAUUAUGCUGGUUUCUCUUUGAGCUGUGAUAGACUGAUAUGUGGAAGCGGUAGAGGACAGCAAUGGAGAAUUACGCUUCCGAAGGUGAAAGCCAAGGACUUUGCGGAAAGUGAGGAUGAUAGCAAUGAAGUGGACGAUGCUCUUCAGGCCACAAUCGAAAAGAGCAAAAAGGUUCUUGCCAUGCAAAGGGACCUACUUCAACAGAUUGCUGAAAGAAGGAAUCUGGUUUCAUCUAUAAAAGAUAGUAUUAUAAAUCAAGAGGAUGAAGAAGUAUCUUAUGAAGGAAGGGGAAGCUCUUCUCCAAAUCCAGAUCUUGCUUCAGCUGGUGAUAAAUCUGUUGAUGACAAUAAUAGUGGCAUUCCUUCCAACAACUAUGCCCGUUUGACUGUAGAUGAGGAGCUGGAAACGCUACCUUCAGAUAUUAGUAGAGAUUUUAAUGAAGUAAAGAAGGAAUCUGAAGAAGUGGCACCUCUAAGAAAAACAUCCUCUGAUGUUGACUCCACCAGUCAUUUAAAAGAAACUAAUUCAGAAAAAGUUUGGUCGGAUGGGCUGCCUUCCUUUCUUUCUAGUCCCUCCGAAAGUUCCAGCAUAACAGAUAAAAAGCAUGAAAUUUUCAACAAAACAAGUUUAGCAGAGGUGGAUGGUGAAGCAAAUGAUCCAGCAAUUGAAGAAGUCAAACCCCCUCCUUUAGCUGGGGCCAAUGUUAUGAAUGUUAUAUUGGUAGCAGCAGAAUGUGCUCCAUGGUCUAAAACAGGUGGGCUUGGAGAUGUUGCUGGUGCUUUGCCAAAGGCUUUGGCUCGGCGUGGACAUCGUGUUAUGGUAGUAGCACCUCUGUAUCGGAAUUAUGUUGAACCCCAAGAUACAGGAGUUCGGAAGAGGUAUGUGGUAGAUGGCCAGGAUAUAGAAGUAUGUUACUUCCAGGCCUAUAUCGAUGGUGUGGACUUUGUUUUCAUUGAAAGUUCUCUGUUUCGCCAUUUGGAUAAUGUAUACGGAGGAAAUCGUGUGGAUAUUUUAAAACGCAUGAUACUAUUUUGCAAGGCAACUGUUGAGGUCCCUUGGCUUGUUCCAUGUGGUGGUGUCUGCUAUGGAGAUGGAAAUUUGGUUUUCAUUGCCAAUGAUUGGCAUACAGCAUUGUUGCCAGUGUAUCUGAAGGCAUACUAUCGGGACAAUGGUUUAAUGCGCUAUACAAGGUCCAUCCUUGUAAUUCAUAACAUAGCUCACCAGGGUCGGGGGCCUGUUGAUGAAUUCACCUAUCUCGGUCUUCCAGAACACUACUUGGACCUUUUUAGAUUGUAUGAUCCUGUAGGAGGUGAUCACUUAAAUAUCUUUGCAGCUGGUUUAAAGACAGCAGACCGUGUGAUUACCGUUAGUCAUGGAUAUGCCUGGGAAAUUAAAACUUCUGAAGGCGGUUGGGGUUUGCAUGGGAUCAUAAAUGAGAAUGACUGGAAAUUGAGGGGCAUUGUGAAUGGAAUUGACAUGAAAGAUUGGAACCCACAAUAUGAUGUUUUCUUGACAUCAGAUGGUUACACAAACUACUCCCUUGAAACACUUAAGACUGGAAAGCCUCAGUGCAAGGCAGCCUUACAGAAGGAGCUUGGUCUGCCCAUUCGUGAGGAUGUCCCUGUGAUCGGUUUCAUUGGGAGACUGGAUCAUCAGAAAGGUGUUGAUCUAAUAGCCGAGGCAAUUCCAUGGAUGAUGGGUCAGGACGUGCAACUAAUCAUGUUGGGCACUGGCAGACCUGACCUGGAGCAGAUGCUCAGGCAGUUUGAAAACCAACACCAGGACAAAAUCAGGGGCUGGGUUGGUUUUUCUGUUAAGACAGCACACCGUAUAACUGCUGGCGCAGACAUUUUGCUCAUGCCGUCAAGAUUUGAGCCUUGUGGACUGAACCAAUUAUAUGCUAUGAGCUAUGGGACAGUUCCAGUUGUGCAUGCUGUUGGUGGACUGAGAGAUACUGUGCAACCUUUCAAUCCAUUUGAUGAGUCAGGGCUUGGGUGGACAUUUGAUAGUGCUGAAGCAAAUAAGCUAAUAGAUGCAUUAGGAAACUGCUUACUCACUUACCGAGAGUACAAGCAAAGUUGGGAAGGACUCCAGAGACGAGGGAUGAUGCAAGACUUAAGUUGGGACAAUGCUGCUCAAAAGUAUGAGGAGGUGCUUGUUGCUGCCAAGUACCAAUGGUAAAUCUUUGGUGUGUGAUAUGUACAAAUUUUAACUUCUUGCAAGCUCAAUAAAAGUAGGCUCAUAUAUUUGGGGCUCAUCAAUGCUGGAGCAAUUUCAUUGCCAAAGUUUCUUAGGGAAAGAAACUGUGAAAGUUUGAGGGUAAAUAUUAUUGGAAGAUAGUACCAAUUUUUGGGCCAAUUAACUUUUUAUUUUGUACUUUUGAGUACAAUUAUUGGUAACUAAUGAAGUCAGAUUCAAUGGUUA
Messenger RNA from Quercus robur (English oak), 3086 nucleotides. RefSeq names its product granule-bound starch synthase 2, chloroplastic/amyloplastic. Gene Ontology annotation, molecular function: alpha-1,4-glucan glucosyltransferase (UDP-glucose donor) activity. Bases 537 to 2843 code for a protein of 768 amino acids. The transcript has 8 exons. NCBI's taxonomy places the organism in Eukaryota, Viridiplantae, Streptophyta, Magnoliopsida, Fagales, Fagaceae. The record is from RefSeq and is a predicted model, not a curated record.